AUGGAUGAUACCGAGAGUACUACAACUUCUGCUGAUGAAAAUACAGGCAAUUUGUGUGACAAUCCAACAAGAGACACUCUUGCUGAAGGACUUUUAGGACUUUUGAAGCCAACUGUAGAUCAACUGGAUGAUAGAGUACGAGCCACAAGAAUUGCUCAAUUAGAACUGAAACAGCAAAUUGAGUCACUUAAUGAGAAUUACUGUUGUUUUAAAUGUUUUACAAGCUUCACAGGACAGAUUAAAUGA
Messenger RNA from Pieris macdunnoughi, 246 nucleotides. Lineage: Eukaryota; Metazoa; Arthropoda; Insecta; Lepidoptera; Pieridae. The record is from the annotation of a GenBank genome assembly.